Molecule: messenger RNA, 1317 nt
Organism: Drosophila takahashii
Lineage: Eukaryota; Metazoa; Arthropoda; Insecta; Diptera; Drosophilidae
Source: RefSeq, a predicted model, not a curated record
UCUCCGUGGACUUGGAGUACAGAUUGCUAGGCAAACACAGCCCGAGAUUCCGUAAGGUGAACAACAUGGAGGCGGAUAAGUUGCCCGUAAUUCACGAUCUUUCUGAGGUGCUUGAACCGCACUUCCCAGGGGCCCGUCUCCUUAGUUACCGGACGAGCAGCCUGACGCAACCGGGUGACAACUACGGAAGCGUUCUUAUGGCGAUCCAGGCCCAGCUGCAGCGAUCGGACGGGGAGCUGUUCGAGGAGCAGCUAGUGGCCAAGGUGCCACCGACUGACCCCAAGUACUGGCAGUUCUUUCAGCCCGAGCGGACCUGCCUCACUGAAAACGCCGUCUACAAGAUUUUGGCCCCUGCCCUGGCCAAUCUUCAAGAUGAAGCAGGCAUCCCCGCGGAGAGGCAGUUCAGCGGGUUCUCCCGCUAUUACGGCUCUCGCGUGUCCCUGGAUUCCGAUUCCUUAAAGGUGGAUCAGAAUGCCGUACUGGUGCUGGAGAACUUGCGGAGCAGCGGCUACGUUUCCGGGAAGAGGUUGAUAGCCUACGACCUGCCCCACACGCUUCUAGCCCUGAGAUACAUGGCUGAGUUCCACGCCCUUCCUCUGGCCCUACGACUUCUCAGGCCCGAGGUUUUCCGGGAUCGGGUUCGACCCUUCCUUGAAAAGUUUGAUUGGCAUGCCGCGGCGCCCGAGUGGAAGGCCGUAAUGAAGGCGGAGACCCUGGAGGACGUUCGACGAGCCACCGACAACGACGCCAAGCUGCUAGCCCGUGUAAAGGAGUUAUCAGAUCAGUUUUUCGAAUUCCUAUCCGCCGCCCCCGAGAGACCCGAUGGUCCCUUCACAAGCAUUAUCCACUGUGACUUCUGGAUAAAUAAUCUCAUGUUUCGUUACGGGCCAGCAGGAACACCCGUGGGGCUGAAAAUUAUCGACUUCCAAACGGCCCAGUACGAUUCCGUGGUGCAUGACAUAAUCUCGUUUUUGUUAUCAAGCGUUGAUACGGCUAUCUUGGAGAUACAAUUUGAACACAUGUUGGAAGUCUACUUCGAGGCUUUUGUGUGUUGUCUUCGCCGUGUGGGAGCUGAUUUGGAGGAUCACACCUUCGAGAAGUUCCGAGAGGAGGUGAAGCGGGUGGCGUAUAUUCAAGUUCCCCACGCCAUCUUCAUGACGCGCUUCAUUUUGGCCGACAGUGCGGUCAGCGAGUCAGAGGAAGACCGCCAGCUUUCGGAUGUUCUGAAGAAUUCGGGAUCGGAGCGCAUAGGCCGAAAACUAAGCAAAAUUUUGGACUUGGCUCAAAAGUUUGACAUUUUGUACUAGGGCAAUAAAU